UGUCUGCAAUCCAAAAUGUCAACAUUACAAAAUUGACUAUAUUUUUGCGAAUCAAGCUUUCCCUGGCCAGCUGGACGCGACAUCACUUAGUGGACCAUUUUCCGCUAGUCGCAGUUACAUCAAAAAAUAAGAUCUGGACUAUCAGAAUGGCCCGACAGUGUUCAGACAGACAUGAUGAUGAAUGGCACAUCACGACCAGCCCGAGGAUGUCCGAUGUGUUUGGUAUCCUAUCGAAAUAUAUGGAACCAGAAGAAGUCAUCAAGGCUCCGUCAUUACACCAAGCCAUCUGCUCUGGAGAUUAUGACAAGGUUGUUGAACUGUUGUGUGGGGGAGACUGUGACGUGAAUCAGAGACAGGAUCAGAUCAAACCAUCUCCGCUCUACUGCGCUGCUUACCAUGGCCAUAAUGAAAUUCUUGCUCUACUUCUCCAACACGAAAGUAUCUCCCUAACAGAAGGACACAUCCAACUGUCUGAGUUGCAUGCUGCUGUGUACAAGCGGCACAUGGAUACCGCCCGCCUUUUGCUGCAACACGGCACAAAUAUCAAUGCCAGAACACCGGGGAAUGAGUGGACAGCACUCCAUAUUGCUUGCUUCAACAAACAAGCUGAGAUGAUAGAAUUACUUUUGGAAUACAGUCCUAAAGUAAACUCAUUAUCUUAUGGCGCUUUAAUACCCAUUUCGCUAAUUUUCAUGUCACUGAAUGAAGAGGAUAAAAAACUACGGACCUGUCGUGAUGUUGACGCAAUUGUGCGCUGUUUAGAAGCACUGUUACGCCACGAGGGCAUGGAAACAAACCAUUGGUCUUUCCACCCUGGUUUGGUCAUGAACAUACUUCCUUUAGAGCAGGCUUGCCGGAUGCGGGAACCAGAGAUGAUUCGUCUGCUGCUGAAUAGCGGUGCGAGGGCAGACGGUGUUUAUCAUCGUACAAUACAGUGUGUACCGUUAUACCACCUGUAUCGAAAACCUGAAGACGAUGGAACAUUAUUCUUUCAGACGACAGACGAGAUCAAAAAAUUCUGGGAGUGCGUCGUUUUGAUGUUGGAUCAUGGGAUAGACCAAGAUGUCCAACAGAAUUUCACACGGACUUUAACAACUCCGGUACGGCCCGUCCGUGGUAGCAAACUCCGGUUAGCCGGAAAUGUCCGGAUUGAACUAAGCCGCCAUUCUUGUCCAGAUAAUUUGAAAAAUGAUUGGAUGGAUUUGGUGUCGUGGUUGGAUUAUAUUGAAAAGAACCCCAGCACGCUGAAAAAUCUUUGUCGUCGCUUCCUGCGGCGUCACCUGAACCAUAAGGUGAUGUUUAAAGUUGAUAAGUUGCCGCUCCCUAAAGUGAUGAAGGACUAUGUGCUCAUGCGUUUUCUUUGAGCAGCUUUUAAAAGCCCUGGUGAUUUUUGAUAAUGAGUGAAAGUGCUUUCAGUUUGGUGGUUGCUUCUGCUGUAACCAUGGUGACUAAUUUCAUGCUGCAUUACUCAGCCACUGUAGGCCUAGCAAUGAUCUGAACUUGCUGAUAUAUUUACACAUGAUAUUCUAUUUACUUGUCUUAUUUUCAUGUUUUCGUAUCUGUGUUAAUACGGCUAAGGCUACUUGAAUCCACCCUCAGAAAUGAGACAGUUUUAAAUGUGAUUGUGCCAAGAUUUUCUGUCUCCUUAAUUUUUUAUGUGUAUUUUUCAAAGUGUGCCCCUGGGCUUUUUGCAGGGUUUUCUGGUGAAAUCAUGUCUUCACGUGCAUGUCUAUAUAGGUAUCAUAAGGUUAAAGUGUUCUCUUUGAAUUUGUGAUGGUAGGGUGAAUUGUGAUUACGAAUAUUUUUAGCGAUUCAACAUGUUUUAUAUAUCAAUCCUUUCCAUUUCACAUUUCUAAAUAUAAAAUCUCAUUUUAUAUUUAUAUUGUAUAUUUAUCUCAUUGAUAUUCUUA
Messenger RNA from Lineus longissimus, 1910 nucleotides. Its product is annotated as ankyrin repeat and SOCS box protein 9-like. The record is from RefSeq and is a predicted model, not a curated record. Gene Ontology annotation, molecular function: protein binding. The transcript is spliced from 4 exons. Gene Ontology annotation, biological process: intracellular signal transduction. The coding region runs from base 147 to 1364 and encodes 405 amino acids. Lineage: Eukaryota; Metazoa; Nemertea; Pilidiophora; Heteronemertea; Lineidae.